ACCCCGCGCCGGCGCCGGGCCGCGCCCGGAGUCGCCAGCGAGCCUGCGGCGCCCAGAGCCCCGGGCCAUGCGGCCGCCGCCACCGCCGCUGCUGCUGCUGCUGCUGCUCGGCGGCUGCGGCGCUGCAGCGCCCCCGGCAGACUCUCUUUCCCAGCUGCCUGCUCCCCAAAACCCGAAGAUUCGCCUCUACAACGCUGAGCAGCUUCUGAGCUGGGAGCCGGUGCCCCCUGGCAAUGGCACGGGGCCGGUGGUCUACCACGUGCAGUUUAAAUAUACCACUAGUCAGUGGUCCGACGUCAAUAAUAACCCCGAAGGGGUGAACUGUGUGAAAAUCACCACGACGGAGUGCAACUUUACCAAAACCAACAUCUCAAAGGGUUUCCCAAUGCAUUUCAACGUCUCUUUACGUGUCCAAGCUGAGCUAGAAGGACGCGUUUCUGCCUGGGUGACGGUACCUUGGUUCCAGCACUUUCGGAAUGUUACCGUCGGGCCUCCAGAAAACAUUUGGGUGACCCCAGGAGAAGGCUCCCUUAUCAUCAAGUUGUCCCCUCCCUUUGACAUCUAUGAUUCCACGGUCGCUUUUCAGUAUUACGUCCAUUACUGGGAAAAGGAAAAGGCAGGAAUCCAAAAGGUUGCAGGGCCUUUCAUGACCAACUCCAUUGUGCUGAGUGAUUUAAAACCCUUAACGGUAUACUGUUUACAAGUCAAGGCACAACUACUUUGGACAAUGCUAAACAUCUCUAGACCCGGGCAUUUAAGCAACAUAUCUUGCUACGAAACGAUGGCAGAUGCCUCCACCAAGCUUCAGCAAGUGAUUCUCAUCGCCAUUGGAACCUUUCUGUUGCUGUCGGUGAUGGCAGGGGCCUGUCUCUUCCUGGUCCUGAAAUACAGAGGCCUGGUUAAAUACUGGUUUCAGUCUCCGCCAAGCAUCCCAGUACAAAUAGAAGAGUAUUUAAAGGACCCGGCUCAGCCUAUCUUAGACGCCUUGGACAAGGACAGCUCCCCAACGGAAGAUGCCUGGGACUCUGUGUCUGUCGUUGUGUUUCCAGAGAAGGAGUAAGAAGAUGUUCUCCAAAGCACUUUGAAGCAAAGCAUUGGCCUGCUCCACCGGCCUGCAGGAAGAGGAGUGAGCUCCUGAAGCUGCUGAUGUCCCUGUCAGGACUUUACGGAGCCCACUACUCCAUGUCACUGUCCCAGAAAGGCCGGUGGCGCCUGGGGAGAAGCAGUGGGUCUCAUCGGGGAGACAAGCUUAUUUGUUUUUCUUUAAGAAUUUUCUCAAUCAUACACGUCGCUAGGAUGAUUCUACAGAGAUCUCUCAGAAUAAUUAAGAUUUCUCUUAAACACUAAACAAGCAUGUAAUUAUUUGUUAGCAAAAUGGCUCUGGCACACCUGUGAUAUUUUGUUCAUUGUCGGUUGGGCCAGGCAGUCCGGAGACCGAGUCCUCUUCUUGACUCUGACGAGUGAGCUGUGGACCCUCGGGCAGGUCACCUAAUCUGUCCCAGCCUGUCCCAGCAAGGGACACUGAGCACCCUCCCACAUCCAGUCUCCCAGCUUAAAACGUGAUGAAUCCUGUACAUAUUUUCCUUGUAAUUUAAGUGUUUUUUUUCAAGCUAGAAAUAAAAGACUAUGUAAUUGACUUUU
Molecule: messenger RNA, 1641 nt
Organism: Equus quagga
Lineage: Eukaryota; Metazoa; Chordata; Mammalia; Perissodactyla; Equidae
Gene: IFNGR2
Product: interferon gamma receptor 2
Exons: 7
Coding region: 68-1060 (330 amino acids)
Molecular function (GO): protein binding
Source: RefSeq, a predicted model, not a curated record